CCUCCUCAGUCACUUUCUCAAUCUGCUCACUCAUUCAGGCGCCCAGCAGAAGCCCCUUCUGUCUGGCUGUUAAACACUGACUGGGAAAAGUUCCCUGGGAUUCACUCACUAAGCUGAUAAAGAAGAAUGGAAGGUUACUUAGCAUCAGUAUCGCUGGGAGAGGAGUCCACUCAAAUGUGGAGCCUUAACAAACGCCUGGAAGCCUAUCUGUCUAGAGUCAAAGCCCUGGAAGAAGAGAAUGAAGUGCUCAGAGCAGAAAUUCACACUUUAAAGAGCAGUAAGUCUGAAAGAUGCUGGAAGAGGAAGCAUCACGAAGAGAUGAUGAAGCUGAGGGAUGCUCUGGACGAUGGCCACAAUGCUAUGGUCCAAGCAGAAAUGGUAAGAGAGAGCAUUUAUGAAGAGAUUGAAUUUAUAAAGCAAAGGUGCCUGGAAGAGAAGCAAGCCAGGGAAGAUGCAAAGAAAGAACUGUCUGAGAGUAAGAGAUUGUUGGAAGAAGAAACAAGAGCACAGACCUGGUUGAAAGAAAGACUUGGCCAGCUCGAGGCAGAGUUGGAGGACAUCCUCAGAGACCACGAAGAAGAAAAAGCGCUGAUGGAGGAAGAGAUUGCAAGCUUCUCCCAAAGGCUGGAGAACUUCAGGGUCGCUCCCGUAGCCUUUAAACCCGUGGAGGUUGAAGACUAUGCCAGAAAACUCUCCGAGAUCUGGCAAGGGGCUGUGGAGGACUACAAGAGCGAAGUGUCAGCGCUGGAAGCCGGGCUUUCCGAGUCCAAGGAGAACCUGAGAAAGGUGUUGGAAGAAAACAAACAGAACCGGCUUCUGCUGCAAAGCCUGGAUAAAGAAUUAGUGAGCCUCAAGAUGAGGAAGGAGGCUCUGGAGGACCUUCUCUCCAAGCAGUGGCAGGAACAGAAGGAGGAGGAAGAAAAGCUACAGCUCGAGGCCGAAGCUUUGGAACAGGAGAAACAGGACCUCAGAGCCCAGAUUGCUGAAGUUCUGGAGGACAGACAGCAGCUUAUGCACCUUAAGAUGUCUCUCAGCCUGGAGGUGGCCACAUACAGGUCACUUCUAGAGGCAGAGAAUACAAGGAUAGACACUGAUUACAGAGCAUCUAGCACCUUUAAUGAUUCCAUGUUGGAACAUAAUAAUGUCAGGAGAAGACAAUCGGAAGAUACAAGGAAACACGUUUCUAGGGAACACAGACAGAGUUACAGUAAAAAGCAGAUUGGUGACAAAAAUGGACUGUCGAGACCCUCUCUGAACAAUUUCUCAACUGUGAAAAGUUCUACGGUUCCAGUAAGAACAAGUCCUGUUACCAAAGAGUUUCAGAAAGUUAGCUCUGUGCUUCAGUCUCAAGGUCUAAAAUACACCAAAGCACCUCAAGUCAAGGAAGUUCAGAACGUUCCAACACUUAAAAGCAAUUUAGAAACGCGCACCCAUUCUGCCGAAGCCGUUAGGAGAGCUAAAACGGAAACACGCUCAUAUUCCUAUAGUGUGCAAAAAUCGACAGAUGAACAGACUGUUAAAAAAGAUACUAUGGGGCUGAAUAAUUUGAAGAACACUGGUAUUAAAGAAGAAAAGGUUGUGAAGAAACCUGAUGUUGUGGAUCAUGUUGAGAUUAUAUCUGGAACAUCAACUCAACAGAAAGUUCCAGGAAUAGAUCCAUUGGAGUCUGCUUUGAAGUCAUUAGAGGAAGAUCUCAGCAGAGUGCCUACUAAUAUCGAUGAGGGUCAAAGUCCAAAUGUAGAGGAAAUAAAAGAUGUUCAAGAAGAACCAAUUAGUCUGGAGAAUCUACAAAGCAAAACUGCCUCUGAAUUUGAACUUCUAGAUAUUAAUGCUGAAGCAGAUGUAAUCGAAGAGGUUAUCAGUGAAUCAGUUAGCUACCAGAAAGUACAUUUUGAAAAGCAAGAAUUAUCAAACUUGCUGGCAAUGAAAAAUAUAUUUGAAGAACAUGUAUCCCCAGUGUUCGAUUCCCGUGAACAGGACGCAAGUGAUCAAGCAAUUACUCCACAAAAUGAACUCGAUGUCCAACAAGAUAUCAGGACACUUGUGUCUUAUGAAAUCAAAGAAUCAGAAAUCUUUUCAGACAACAUUGAAGAAGCUGAAAUAAUAAGCCAAAGUAUAAAUGGUUAUUUACAUAAUGAAUAUAUACCUGUUUCCAAGACUGAGCGUACUGAUUUUACAAGUCAAAAUAAUUUUGAGAGUUCCCAGUCCUUUGAUGACAAACAUUUUGAGGAAAAAUCAACUGAAGAUCAACUCAUCACAAGUCUGGACAUUAACACUGAAGUCAAAGAAUCAGAAAUAUUUUCAGACAACAUUGAAGAAGCUGAAAUAAUAAGCAAAAGCGUACAUGGGUUUUUAGAGAAUGAAUAUAUACCUGUUUCCAAGGAGGAUCAUACUGAAUUUACAAGUCAACAAGAAAAUGAUUUCGAGAGCCUCCAGUCCUUUGAUAGCAAACGUUUUGAGGAAAAAUCAACUGAAGAUCAACCCAUCAUAAAUCUGGACAGUAACAAUGAAGAGAAUAAUUUUCCCUGCAAUCAGGAACCAGAACAGGAUAUGUAUUUAGAAGAAAGCCAUCAUCAUCAAGAAGAAUAUGAUUAUAGUGAUAAGAAUCCUGUUCAAAAGAUUGAUGAAAAGUUAAGUGAUAUUGACCAAUUGGUAUUGGAAGAACAGGACAAUUAUGAAAACCCUAAGACAUCAGAAUUAAUUGAAGUGGAACACGGCAGUACGGAGUUAGGACAGGCUGAACAAGAUAAGUCAAGUGAAAUCCCAGAAGAAAUCAGCGAGAAUGUUAGUGUUGAAGAAAUUGUUCACCAGAUAAGUGAUGUUGAAGAGGAUACUCAACAAGCAUUUGAGGAUGAAGGAGUUAUAGUGCAGAUAAUCCAGAAAGAGCUGGAGAGUACUGAGUUGAGUAGUGCUGAUUUGGAUGGUCCAGGUUAUGCACAGGAAGAAGAUAGGCAGCUUGCAAAAGAUGAAGUGAGCAUAAGUGAGGUAAUUGAAAAGGAUCUUGAGGCAAAUGAACAGGAACGUCAAAAGGCUGAUCAUCAAGUUGUAGAUGUUAUGCAGGAAGUAAAGCAGUCAUUUGAAAAGGAAGUUGACCAGCUUAGUAACAUUAAGCAGGAGGUGGACUAUUUACAUAAUGAAGAAGAAGACAGUCUCCAGAACAAUUAUGAAGAGCCCCAGAAGCUUGAGUCAAGUGAUCUUGAAGAAGACAAUAAAAACCUUACAAACAUGAAAGAGGAAAAUCAACUGUCUAAGGAUGAAGGAAACCAGAAUAGUGUAGAUGAUAUUGAGGAGUUUAGUCAACAGGAUUAUGAUGUGGAAGAGAUGUGUCAAGAGACUGUUGACCAUCAGGUUUCUGCCCAGCUGCUGCAUGAAUCUGAAAGCAGUUAUGAUAAGUCAAGUAUGGAAGAUAAGGAAGAACAAAGCAAUAGUGAAACAGAGGACAAUAUCGGCUUAGAGCAGGAAUGUGAUCUUGAAAAUGUAAAACAGACUAGAUCAGAUGAAGAUGCUGAAUUUAGUCAAGCGGAAUGUGAACUUGUUUGUAAAGUGGAGACUAUACCUGACAGUUCAGAAUAUAUUAGAGAGCAGGAGGAUACAGACAAACAAGAAACUGAUUAUUCUUCUAAUGAAAACGUUAAUUAUGAUUUGUUGGAAAAGGAAGAAGUAAUAUUACCUCAGAUGGAUGAUCAAAACCCAGUCAAUGAAGAUGGGGUUACAACUGAUGAAGAGCUAGGUGGAAAAAUUACUGAGAAGGAACUUUCUCUGGUUGAUGUUAAUGAAAGCUUGGCUGCAAAUAAAGAACAAGAUGAUCAUUUCACAAAUGAAAAUGCUGUAGAGGAUAAUAUAUGUAUGCAGGAGAAUGAUAUUUAUCAAUAUCAAAGUAAAGAAGACCUUUUUGUAGAUGGAACCAGUAUGAAAGAAAAUGUGGAGAUUCAGCAGACAUUAUUUCUAAACCAAGAAAUGAUUGUGGGUGUAGAUGAUGUGGAUAAAGAUAUUUCAGGAGAAGCCUUAUCAGAAAAUGAGUCAAUUGAAAUGGAUGAUGUUAUAGAUUUGACACCUAAAACUAAAGUUAAUGAAGAUGAGCUAAUCAGUCAAAUGCAGGAUGGCAAGAUAAAUUUGGAAACAACGGAAACUACUGAAAAUAAUGAUGCGCAACUCUGCUUCGAAAAUGAGAAUGAAACAAAAUAUAUUAAAGUCACAGAUAGUCCACAAUUUGCCACUGAACUUUCACAAGAUGCUGGUGGAGAACUGAAUAUAGACCAAAGUAGUGAAAAUCAACAGCUUAGUGAGAACCCUUCUGAGACACUAAGUGCUCCUUAUUUCGAGUAUGAAACUGUGGCAGACCCUGAAAAUCAAGUAUCAACUGAAGAACAAGUGCAAGAAACCGAGAACACCCUCAUUAAACCAGCAGACAGCAAGAUGGAAAACGAGAAUUCGGAAUCUGAAGAAUCUGUUGAUUCACAGGAGAUUUCACUGUACUCACAUAAAAGUGAAGAAUUUGAAAUAAGUAAAGAUUAUCAGUUAGAACAAACCUUGCCAGACUCAACACCAUUACCUAACCUAGAAGAUGAAUUUGAAGAUUUAACUGAGGCACGUGUGAAAUCACCACUUGAACAGCCAGAUUCUAACCCUGAUGAAGAACAUCAAAAUAACGAUGAAUCUGGAGCCUCUACUUUUACAACUUCAUUUAAUGAAGCUAUGCAAAGAGACAUUAUUGAGUCUGCUUCCAAAGAUGAAGAAUUCGAUGAAGAAGAAUUUGGUCGUAUACUAGGUAUUGAUAAAACAUCUCCAGUGGAAGCCAUAACCAUUUCAGGUUUAGCCCAAGAACCAUGUUAUUUAGAAGAUAAUGAGGAAUCAGAAGACUCUAUAACAAGAGCUGAAAUUCUGAAGGAAAGCCCAAGAAAUGAUCUAGCCGACUUUAUGGUCUCACAAAUGUCAGAAACAAAAAUCAUUAUAUCUGAACAGGUGACAGAACAAACUCAAGGAUCACUUGAGUUUGGUGAUGCAACCAACACAUUUUCAGGUAAUAUUAAUGUAAGUGAAAAGGAAACAUAUGAGUAUGAAAGCAAUGAAGAAAAUAUAGAAUUUACAGAUGACCCAGAUAAAGACUUACUGGAAGGUGAGAACCAAUCAGUAAGCCCUGCAAAUAAUCUUGUAGAUGAGAAUCAAUCAGAAGAUAGUAUAAUCUCAGACAAUGAAGGCACAACUUCUUCAUAUGAGGAUUCGCCAAAUGCAACAGCAAUCAACCAAGUGGCAUUGGAAGAACACAGUAUGAGCACAUCUGAACAAAGUUCUACUGUUAUACAACUUACGGCUUCUGAAGGUUAUGAAAUGACUUCAUCAGAAAAUGUGGAAGACAUUGCACAAGAGACUGGAAAAGAAUUUCCCUCGGGACUGCCUGCUUCUAGUACAUCUGAGCAGGAAGAUUCCAGAUCUGAAGAUGAAGAGUUAGAAGAUGAAGGAAGUGAGUUUUCUUUUGGUGUAAAUGACGAGAAGGUAAAUGGAGUGCACAAAGAUGUCAGUGAGCAUGAUGGAACAGAAGAUAUGUUAAAUGGACAUUCAGAAAUAGUAUUUACCAACAAAAAAAGCUUUGAGAUGGAAAAUGAUGUUUUAGAUACACAGGAAAUUCCAGAAGAUUCCAUCAUUACAUUUGCCAUGUCCGAGGCAAAAAGUGAAGGUCUCUUUCAGUCUUUGCUUGAAACCUCAGAACCAAAAGAUGGCAGCAGAAUAGAAGAAGUCUUCUUAUCUGCUGAAAGUAAAAAAGUCACGGUUGGUCCUGAAUAUUUGGAAAGUUCCGAAGAGGAUAGGUUUACCAUGCUAGUACAAAACCCAUACCUUAAUGAUAAGGCUAACAAGGAGGAACCUAAGACUGUUGCAGAGUCCUUUUUAGUAGAUGAAGAAUUACUUGUUUCUGCCAAUCAACAAAUUAAUAAUGAGAAAUAUGAAGGUGUUUUAGUUACAAAGACUGUGAAUGAUGAGGAAGAUGCCUGGUCAUCUGAUGACUAAAUGACAUGCCCCAAUGUACUGCAUCAGUGUUAAAUUGAAGACUUUAUACUGUAUGUAAUCACCUCCUUCACUGUAAGACCAGUGACACUGGUUCCUACCAACAAUUAUGAAAUUUGAUAUAUUUAAAUUUGUAAUGGCUUUUUUAUUAGGUUUCUUGAAAUUACUUGGGGGUUUAUACAUUUCCAAAGCAUCGGGAUGGGGUUUUUGAUGGUCCAGGGCAAUGUAGAACAUGUCUACUUUAAAGUGGAUUUUAUUUAUAUAACACAUUUUUUUUUGCCAAUAACCUCAAUAUUUUAUUUUCAAAUAUUCCCCAAAAUACUACAACCAUAAACACAUGGGAUUUUUUGAUACUUAUAGGCUGAAUUGUCAACAAUAAUUACCUUUAUAAUUCUUGCUCAGAAUAUUGCAUGGCACAUUAUUCCUAUGUCAUAUGGUCGAUCACUAGCAUGCAAUUUACUUUUUUCAUAUAUUAUGCUCUAGGCAUAAUUUUUAAGUAUAUAUGUGAUUAUUUUGUGUGGUAAAAAUGGAAUAAUGUUAUGUUUUGGUAUCACCGUCAAAAAUGGAUUCAUUCAGUAAUGGAUCAUCCAUUGGUCAGCCAAAAUUGAAUUUAAAUGAGCAUACAAACCCUUAUUUUUUUUCUAGACAUGGAUUUUGCUACCCUGAGGGUCACUUACUAAAACCCCCGCCAACUGCUGAUCUGGUAUAAUGGGGUUUCGAAGCUUAAUAAAGCAUACCAACCUUUACAGGGUCAUUCAAGCCCUCAGAUACUGAAGGUUUAAAAUGUUAGCAGUAUGGCUCGUUGGGCUCAUUCCUAUGAUUGGCAGUUGAGUGUAGAAAUGGUAUGUACCCCAUAAACUGCUUACCCUUAAUUCCUUUCUAUGCUUCAGCUAAUGACCCCUAACCCCGAUGGCAUCUCUUGCCAUCAUAAUAGCAUCACUUGCUUGUCUACUCAGUAGGUUUCACUUCUACGUUCUCUUGGUCUUUGAAAUGGUGGAGAAAGUGGGCACCAACAGUAGAACCUGCAAGGCAAUAUUGGGGUGUUUAUAGUUUCUGAUGAGUAGUAUAGACGGCCUACUGUUAACAUGUUAGACAUACAGUAAAUCUAUAAAGGCUUUAAGUGGAGGGAUAAACAGUAUCUCGUGAUGUUAGACAAUUCCACGCUGUGAAAAAUAACAUCUGCCCAAAUACAUUGCACUACACUGAUUCCCUAAUAUUAGGAGUCAUGUGAGCGUAAAAAAAAAAACGUUUGUUUUUUUAACUGGUUAUUUAUUAAAUUUUGUAAUUAAAAUUCAUUAGGGAAUCUUAACAAUUAUAGAAAUUAAAACAAAAAUUGACUGUGGGACAAAGAACUGGGGGAAGACAAUUAGUUUAGGGGUGGCAAUGGAUUCCAUGAGGCUUGCUAAGUAUCUUUUAAACUGCCCCCUGUUGGUGAGAACCCCUUUUUCUCAAAGGAGGCAUUUCCUGGCUAAUAUAUGAUUGUUGGCUUACCUUAGUCCAGGGAUCCCCAACCUUUUAUACCUGGGAGCCACAUUUAAAUGGAAAUAGCUUUGGGGAGCAACACCAGCAUGGGUGUGCUAAAUAAGGGCUGCGAUUGGCUACUUAAUAGCCCCUAUGUGGACUGGCAGCCUACAGAAGGCUCUGUUUGGCAUUAUACUUGGAUUUUAUGCAACCAAAACUUGCCUCCUUACCAGAAAUUCAAAAAUAAACCCCUACUUUGAGGCCACUGGGAGCAACAUCCAAAGGGGUUGGGGAGCAACAUGUUGCCCACGAGCCACUCGUUGGGGAUCACUGCCUUAGUCUAAGCUAAGUAAGGAUUGUUCUAGAAUAAAUUAAAUAGUAAACCGGCCCAGUCCUUGCCCCUCUUAACAUUAUCUCCCUUCACCACUUGUAGUGAAAGGUGGUGCUUAGAGACAAAUAUAGUUCAUAUGCCGUAGAGACAAGACAGAGAAAUAUAUUAAUGGGACAGACACCCUUGAAAUGAUGUAUGGAGCCAAUAAUGUAGUUAUAUGGCCAUACCUUUUAUUAUUUCAACUGCUCUAGCCCAGUGAAGAAUAACUGCUGUUUGGUUGCUAUAGAAUACUGGACAGGGCUACGUUACUGCACAACUCCCUCCAGGAUUUGAACUUCCUAUUGGCUGCUGUUUGUGUAACACUAACAACGACUACCAAUGGUUGCUAUCUGCCCAUCAUUAGAACAACAGCACCAACAGUUGAACUUGUGCUGAGAUAUUGGAACCAUGUAAAUGUGAAUUUAACCCUGCAGUAUAAUGUUAAUGUGCCUUUGAGGUUAAAUGACCCUGUUCAAACCACCUCACCUUCUGGGUGCCAGUAGGUUUUGCUACCCUUCUGCAGUGAAACAGUUUGUACACCCCAUGUGUGUGCACUACGACCCUUUCCCUAGGGGGCAGCAAAGAGGGGUUGAUGGUUCCUCACACUAGAUAGAACCUGAAAGUCAAUGUGAGGUAGGGGCUGUAUCUUAUACAACUGAUUAACCUUAUGCCUUAAUAGAUAUAGGCUUAGUUGGCCUUUAAGGGUUUGUUUUUGUAUACAUUAUAAGGCAGAAUAAUGCAGAGAACAUUCCUUAGCUGCAUAUUUUCUUCGCUACAUAUCAAUGGGAGCUACCACAUUGCUUGUAUUCUUCCUAUAUGUCAACAACAUAGCAGCUUAUGUCUAAAAAUGUCUCUUUGGGUGGGGCAACAUGCCAGCGGAGGCAAACAGUAUGGCAGUUCUCUGUAAUGGGCCUGUUGCUAUGUACAAAAAGGCAUAAGCACUGUUAUAAAGACUGCACUCACCUACAAGUAUGAAUGUACUCGCCACCUGCCUCUGAAAAAAAUUCAUAUGAUAGUACGAAGAUCAUGUAACGACGUGCCUUCACUUUAAUAAAUCAGUCAAUGUUCUAUCA
Messenger RNA from Xenopus tropicalis (tropical clawed frog), 8904 nucleotides. RefSeq names its product nestin (gene nes). The transcript is spliced from 4 exons. Lineage: Eukaryota; Metazoa; Chordata; Amphibia; Anura; Pipidae. Gene Ontology annotation, molecular function: intermediate filament binding; structural molecule activity. The record is from RefSeq and is a predicted model, not a curated record. The coding region runs from base 127 to 6003 and encodes 1958 amino acids.